AUGCGGCAUUUUUCCAAUUGGGUAAUCCAGUAUCAUCGCAUCAUCAGGUUGGACCUGAUCUGUCCGUGCAUGCAUCUAUCUGCCUUGCUGCGCCCUGCUAACAGAGGGCCAGGGUCAAAGGAUCGCCCCUGGAAAAUAGCAGGGUGCGGCCGAAGGCGUCCAUUCAAUGUUUUAGGUUCUAUUGCGGAGUUCUCCGAGGCUGCUGUACGAGACAAAAGGCUCCGCGAACAAGGCAAUGGACCAGUAGACAGCGCCGCCGACCCUCCAACCAGUGGAGAAAUGGCACUGCUCCGCGUUCGAGGUAACCAGCUGAAACAGAGCGUCCGGUGCCGUGCGAGCCGGAAAUACGGUAUCAUUUCACGGCGGCGAGGUCGCUGGACCCGGCCGGGCGAGAGGGAAGUGCAGGACUACGAAGUCGAGGACGUCGAGCGACGCACCGAGUUAUAUACUCCGUUGGCGGCGCCUGGUUGGCGGUGGAGGACAGCAGAUGCCCGUUCGGGGAAGGCGCGGGCCGCUAGACCACGUCUGGACGCGCUAAACCCAAGAUAG
Penicillium diatomitis is the source of this 549-nucleotide messenger RNA. RefSeq lists its product as uncharacterized. The record is from RefSeq and is a predicted model, not a curated record. NCBI's taxonomy places the organism in Eukaryota, Fungi, Ascomycota, Eurotiomycetes, Eurotiales, Aspergillaceae. Bases 1 to 549 code for a protein of 182 amino acids. The transcript is spliced from 3 exons.